CGUUGCUUAGAGACGCAUCGGAAAUAAUAAAGUAGUUUCGCUGUUUGAGUUGGCAUUGUGUAAAAAGAAAGAACACACGCAUAUAUUAGUUAAAGGAGACAGAUGUUUCCUGUUUUUUUGUGUGGAGUGACUGGCGGUCCGCCUGGAGCUGCCCUUCCCUGAGAACAGCUGCUCUCAAAAUUCUCCCCUGCGGGAUUUUCCGCGUUCUCCAGCGACACAAACACCUCCCUGCGUGGACCGGGAAAAAAAACCCAAAACUUUUUCAUCCUCACCAAACAACGUCUGUUGGCUUCCCAUUUAGUAAACUUUUUUUUUUUUUUAACAGCCAUGGGAGAAAUGACAGCACCAAAGAGCUUCUCAGAAGUUAUAAGUCAGAUAUUACAAGAGGCGCCGGCUGCCAGGAAAGAUCUGGUUGAUAACCAGAGCAACCUUCUCCGAGUGGCAGAGUACUGCGAGAACAACUACCUCCAGGCGGAUGAUCCGACCAAAGCUGUGGAGGAGACCAAGGCUCUGACCACCCAGGCUUUAGCCAGUGUCACCUACCAGAUCAACAGCGUGGCCAGCACCGUGCUCAGGCUGCUGGACUCCCAGGCCAUGCAGAUCAAAGACAUGGAAUCUUCCGUCAACCUGCUGUCACUGGCUGCUGCCAUCCACUUGGAGAACGUGGCAAGGAGGGAGAUUGGUGCCUUCACCACACCCAAAGACAAGACCCGAUCCAAACCCUUGGUCCCGCCCCCUUCAGGCAUAGAGCAGGAGACGGGUUACAUGAGAACUCCGAUAUCAUACACCAUCUUGGACACCGUUGGACACUAUUUCCAGGUCAAAGAGCAGCAGCCCAGCAAGAACACACAGACGGAGCAAGCUGAAGAACACUUGGUGUUGACCCACGGCAUCGCCGUACCUCUACCCUCUGUUCCCACUAAGCCCACAGUGAACAGCCUGCCUCCCCCUCCUCCACCUGCUGCUGCCACAAACCUGCCUCCUCCUCCUUCCUCAAUGGACACUGGCCUCCCUCCUCCACCCUCCUUUCCAUCUCCCUCCAAUCUCCCCCCACCCCCUCCUCCACCGGCCAUCGGCCUAUCGGACAACAGCUUCCUGCCACCCCCUCCACCUCCUCCUGGCAGCAGCACCGGUCCACCUCCUCCUCCUCCUCCUCCAGCCAGUGGUGUACCACCACCGCCCCCUCCACCUCCUCCUGGCAGCAGCACCGGUCCACCUCCUCCUCCUCCUCCUCCUCCUCCAGCCAGUGGUGUACCACCACCACCCCCUCCACCUCCUCCUGGCAGCAGCAUCGGUCUACCUCCUCCUCCUCCAGCCAGAAGUGUACCACCACCACCCCCUCCUCCACCGGCCAUCGGUCUGUCGGACAACAGCUUCCUGCCACCACCUCCACCUCCUCCUGGCAACAGCACCGGUCCUCCUCCUCCUCCUCCUCCUCCUCCUCCUCCUCCUCCUCCUCCUCCUCCUCCUCCACCUCCUCCUCCUCCACCUCCAGCCAGGGGUGUACCACCACCACCCCCUCCCCCACCACCCCUCUUCUAGAUGGUAGAUUGUGUCACUCAGGGUUUUGCUAACUUUGAAGCAGAACUAAAGCAAAGUGUGUGUGGGUGUGCAGGCGUGGGGGUGUGUGUGGGUGUGUGUGUGUGUGGAGGGGGGUGUAGGCAUGCGUGUGUGUGUGUGUGUGUGUGUGGGGGGGUGUGUGUGUGCGUGUGUGUGUGUUGGUGCACGCGUGCAGGUGUUUGAACCCUGAGCUGUUUCAUCUGUGAUUAAUACCAAAGCGUUAGCCCGAAGUGACAUUUUCUGGUUUAGAAAAUCCCUCCUUCAGCAUUCUGUGCGUACAGAAGGUGAGCGGCGGGGAUCGUCCCAGCGUGUCCCGACGGCGCCUCCACCGCAUUCCUUCAAAACAAGCUGAAACAGGGAUUCCUGGCUUCCUGUCAUCAGCUCUUCCAUCACUUUUUCCUCUUUCCCAUAACGUCCGUGCCUCAUCGUAAUGAGGGUUACUUCAAACUGCAGCGGUCUGCGGCUCGGCCCCGGCAGCGGUCACUUUCCUGUCUGGUCAACGUGAUCCUAAGUCUCUAACACUGGCAGCUUUGACCUCAGUGUGCUCUGCGUCUUUAAACAGGCCACUGAGGGUGUGAGCCGUCUGCUGCAAGUCAUAUUUAAAACCUCUAUAAUUAAGUGCAUUUACUGUACCUGACAGCGUCAGUACUGUACAAAUAAAGAUCUAGAUGCAGAUAAAUAUGAAGGGGAACUUUUGAAGUUAAAUCGAUUUAAUCUGAGAGAAAAUGGAUUCAAUUCAGCUGCCCGAGAGAAAAUUAGGGUAUUUUUUAAGUUUCAGAUUUUAGGGUUUUUUUAGAAUUUUGUUUUAGAACAAUACUUUUUGUUCAGUAUUUUUAGGAUAUUUUGCUAUGUUACUACCACAAAAAUCCAUGUGCAGUGUUAUGUGCAAACUGAAUGAAAAUGAAUAUGUUUUUAAACCAUUUUUGCAGACAGAAAUCAGCUGAGUGAGUCAGUCUGUCGCUCCAGGUUUGUCUCUACCAGAUUAGAAAAACGACAAACUCAACAGUUUGCCGACUGUUUGCCUGAAAUUCACCCAGAUUUAAUGAAGAGUGUCUGCAAAAAGGCACGUUUUUAAUAUUUGAAUGCAGCUUCUCAAUUUCAUUUAGCACUGGACUUUGACUGGACCAUUGUAAAAAAUAUGUUGGGGCUCUUCUACUGAUGGAAGGUGAAACUCGGUCUCUGAUCAGUUGCAGAUUCUAGCAGGUUUUCGUCCAGAACUCUCUUCGAUUUAACUUCAUUUAUCUCAUCUCUGACCAGCUGCCCUGUUCAGGCUGGAGAAACGGAUUCCCUCAGCAUGACACUACCAGAACUUUGUCUCACCGUGUGGAGGAUUAUUGUGUAAAGGAUUCUUCAUAAAUUCAAGAAAAUAGUUUAGUUCUUAAGGUUUUUAAAGCAGGUCAGCGACACUCAGUCACAUUUUCUUCCUCUGUUUUCCUCAGAGAGUUGAAGUAUUUCCCCAGCAGUGAGUCUAAUUCUCCCUCAUGUUAGGAUUCCUGUUUGGAGUUUAUUUCUCACGCUGCACUCUCAAUAAUCCAACUUUUUAAAAAAUGCGUUAGAGGAAUCAUCGGCGAUGAAUCUGUUCCAUCUGUUCUCAGGAAUGAACCCCUCAUCAUACGAUGAAGAUCCUGCUAACCCCACCAUCCUCAUCAUUCUCCUCUUCCGCUGUCGUUACGGAGGAAAAGGAGGAAGAAGAGUGCAGCACAAUAAUGCUGUGCUGUUUGUGCUGCAUUAUUGUGCAUAUAUAAGCAGAUUCCGAUUUUUAAAAAAAGAAAAGAAAUGAAUUUGUUUAGGUGAUCAAAAAGUUUAAAAAAAAAUGCAUAAAUUAUCUCAAGUUCAGGUUAUUUGUUUUUAGAGCCUUUACACCAGUAUUAUGCUUAUCUGAGUAGAGCGUAGUUAAAGUUUCCCAUUCCUUCAAGCUGAUACAUUCUCUCUUCUUCCGGAUUUCUCUAGACAUUAUGUGUUUUAAUAUGUCCAAAUGUGUCGACAACUUUGUUUAUCCCAGAACAAACUUCUGUGUAUUUUAAAAAGAUUUUAUGUGACAAUGCAAAGAACUGACUUUGUUUUGUAAAGUGGAAACAAAUGACUUCAUCCUACUUUAUGUUUUGAAAACUUUUUACCAAUAAAAAAAAAAAGGAAAUCGUAAAAUGCGUUGUGAAUUUGGAUUUACCUUCUGUUGUUCUAAUACACUCAAAUGAAACCAGUUGAAUGGAUUGAAAGUAACUGGAGGAGCUGCUGAGAUCCAUGGAUCAUGUUGAGCUGCUGACGCUCAUGGAGGAACGGUGGGAGGAAAGACACUGCUUUCAGCAGACAGAGAUGUCAAGGAAGAGACCAAAAUGAAACCAAGCUGGGAAAUCUGACACCCUGAACACACAACACAGUGAGGCACGGUGGUGGCAGCAUCAUGGUGGUACUUCACUGAGCUGGAGCAAAGAAGAAAGGCAAAAAAAUCACUCUGGAUAUGAACUUUGGCUUCGAUUAUGAACAGCUGAGUUGCUUAGAUUAUUCUGACUCUCAUUGGUUAUUCACACGUCAUUAUUACUCUCAUUAUUAUGUGUCAGUAAAUUUUCUCGUCCUGUUAA
This is a messenger RNA of Xiphophorus hellerii (green swordtail), 4139 nucleotides long. It is a transcript of the gene abi3b, whose product is annotated as ABI family, member 3b. The record is from RefSeq and is a predicted model, not a curated record. Gene Ontology annotation, molecular function: signaling adaptor activity; SH3 domain binding. The transcript is spliced from 5 exons. The coding region runs from base 328 to 1542 and encodes 404 amino acids. Lineage: Eukaryota; Metazoa; Chordata; Actinopteri; Cyprinodontiformes; Poeciliidae. Gene Ontology annotation, biological process: neuron migration. Gene Ontology annotation, cellular component: SCAR complex; lamellipodium; actin-based cell projection.